Molecule: messenger RNA, 2076 nt
Organism: Chlorocebus sabaeus (green monkey)
Lineage: Eukaryota; Metazoa; Chordata; Mammalia; Primates; Cercopithecidae
Gene: SH2D2A
Product: SH2 domain containing 2A
Cellular component (GO): cytoplasm
Source: RefSeq, a predicted model, not a curated record
CCAGACUCAUAGAUUUCAUAUGUCCUCAAAAAGUCCUUCCAGAAGUCUAACCCACAUCCUUCCUGUUGCAGCCCUGCCCCCUCCCUUCCUCAUGUCUCCUCAAAGCAUGACCCAUAAGCACCUUGUGUGGCUUAUCCUUGAGGCUGACCUCCCCAUUCCCACUGCUCAGAACAGGCCCAGAGGCAGAGUGGGAGAUUUUCCAGAGAGAAAGAAAUAGAAGCCAGGAGAGAUGAGAGAGAGAGAAAGGGAAGUUCUAGUUUGGGGUGAGGGAGCAGAGAAAGAAUCUGGAGGGAUGAAGGUCAGGUAGCAGUAAGGACUUCCUAACACCUAAACACAGAGUGACACAGAUACCCCCCACCGCUAUACCACCGCUAUCUAUAGCUGCGUGGCUUCCGGGGGUGGGACAAUCGUCUUAAGGCUUUCCAUGACGUGGGUCCUCUGCCAGAACUAAGGCUGUGGGUAAGGCGACAUUUCCUGCCCCUGGGGCCAGGGUGAAAGGAGAGAUGAAGAGUUGCUGAGUGUGCACACCUUUCCAGAGCACAUACACACACCCUGCUCUGGGAUCCCUUGUCAGGCUGCCCCCAUGGAGUUCCCCCUGGCCCAGAUAUGUCCCCAAGGGAGUCACGAAGCCCCCAUCCCAACCUUCAGCACCUUCCAGAUCACGGACAUGACCCACAGGAGCUGCUGGAACCUGGGCUACACUGCGGCAUCUCCCCAGGCCCUGGAAGCUGCCUCCAUCCCAGGGAAUGCUGCGAAGGCAGAGGAGGUGCCUGGAGAAGGAAGCCUGUCCCUGCAGGCCGAGACCCGGGCUUGGUUCCAGAAGACCCAGGCCCACUGCCUCCUGCAGCAUGGGGCAGCCCCUGCCUGGUUCCAUGGCUUCAUCACCCGGAGGGAGGCAGAGAGGCUGCUGGAGCCCAAGCCUCAGGGAUGCUACUUGGUGCGGUUCAGCGAGAGCGCGGUGACCUUCGUGCUGACUUACAGGAGCCGGACUUGCUGCCGCCACUUCCUGCUGGCCCAGCUCGGGGACGGGCGCCACGUGGUGCUGGGCGAGGACAGCGCCCACGAACGGCUGCAGGACCUGCUGCGGUACUACACGGCGCACCCGCUCAGCCCCUACGGGGAGACGCUCACCGAGCCGCUCGCCCGCCAGACUCCUGAGCCUGCAGGACUUCCCCUGAGGACCGAAGAAUCAAACUCUGGAAGCAAAAGCCAGGACCCAAACCCCGAGUACAGCCCAAUCAUCAAGCAGGGGCAAGCCACAGUCCCAAUGCAGAAAGAAGCGGCCGGGGAGAAGGAGCCACUCAGGCCCAAGCCUCCCAUCCCUGCCAAACCUCAGCUGCCUCCAGAAGUUUACACGAGCCCUGUUUCACGACGCCUCCCGGCCCUACCCCCCAAGCCCUCCAAUCCUAUCUACAACGAGCCUGAUGAACCCAUAGCCUUCUACGCCAUGGGCUGGGGCAGCCCCGGGGAAGCCCCCAGCAACAUUUAUGUGGAGGUGGAAGAUGAGGGCCCACCUGCCACCCUUGGGCACCCUGUCCUACGGAAGAGCCGGUCCAGGCCUGUCCCAGGAGGCCAGAAUACAGGUGGCUCCCAGCUGCAUUCUGAGAACUCUGUGAUUGGGCAAGGCCCUCCCCUGCCCCACCAGCCCCCACCCGCCUGGAGACACACCCUCCCCCACAAUCUUUCUAGACAGGUGCUUCAGGACAGAGGACAGGCAUGGCUCCCCCUUGGGCCUCCUCAGUAGGCGGUCCGGCCUGACCCCCAACAAAGAAGCCUGGAGGUCAGAGAAGCAAAUGUGGAGCCUGCUCCCUCCUAAGAGAUCCCAAGAAUCCAAUGGCUCAGUCCUUGAUGAUCUAAGACAGCAAAGAAGUGUGCGAGGAGGGCCCUGCUGGCUCUCACUGUCCUGGUUUCUCCUCCUGGAGUCUAAUUUCCUUGGCCCUCUGAGCCUUUGAAUCUGGGCCCUGGUCCAAUGCUGCUGUUGUCUGAGGAAUGGUUUGGUGAGAACAGAUGUUAGAACUUGUUUGUUGAUUCUUGUCUGGCUAAUAAAUCAUCACCAACUGCCUUCCCCUACAGGGA